Molecule: messenger RNA, 2159 nt
Organism: Cololabis saira (Pacific saury)
Lineage: Eukaryota; Metazoa; Chordata; Actinopteri; Beloniformes; Belonidae
Gene: mbd3b
Product: methyl-CpG binding domain protein 3b
Exons: 7
Coding region: 191-1015 (274 amino acids)
Molecular function (GO): DNA binding
Source: RefSeq, a predicted model, not a curated record
AGCCCGGAUGUUGUGAGCGGGCAGGUCCAUUACAGCGGACGCACGCUUUAAAAUGGUCGGAGCGAAAGCGUAAGAAACGAAACGAAACGAUCUUCCUGACACCCCCCCGAAAUAAGUCGAUACGUCUAAAAACCCAACCUGGUUAUUCACAGUAACCCCUAGUGGAUUCAUUAAGCUACUCGCGCGGGAUAUGGAGAAGAAACGGUGGGAUUGCACUGCUCUCCCCAAAGGCUGGAAAAUGGAAGAAGUGACCAGAAAGUCCGGUUUGUCAGCUGGGAAGAGCGAUGUCUAUUAUUUUAGUCCAUCCGGGAAGAAGUUCAGGAGCAAGCCUCAGUUGGCCCGUUACCUCGGUAACCAGAUGGACCUCAGCUCAUUUGAUUUUCGCACGGGGAAGAUGCUGAUGAGCAAGCUGAACAAGAACCGCCAGAGACUGAGAUACGAUAACAACAACCAGAACAAGGGCAAACCUGACUUGAACACAUCACUACCAGUCAGGCAGACGGCUUCCAUCUUCAAGCAGCCUGUUACCAAGGUUACCAAUCAUCCCAGCAACAAAGUGAAGACAGAUCCUCAGAAAGCUGUCGAUCAGCCCAGACAACUGUUUUGGGAGAAAAAGCUCAGUGGUCUAAAUGCUUAUGACAUUGCAGAAGAGCUGGUGAAAACAAUGGAGCUUCCCAAAGGCCUGCAAGGUGUCGGUCCAGGCUGCACGGAUAAAACUCUCCUUUCAGCUAUAGCAAGUGCUCUCCACACCAGUGCCGCUCCCAUCACUGGGCAACUUUCGGCUGCCGUAGAGAAGAAUCCAGGAGUUUGGCUCAACACAACUCAGCCGCUGUGUAAAGCCUUCAUAGUCACAGAUGAGGAUAUCAGGAAACAGGAAGAGUUGGUCUACAGUGUGAGGAAAAGGCUGGAGGAGGCGCUCAUGGCGGACAUGCUGGCCCAUGUCGAGGAGGCUGCCCAGGAAGGAGAGCCUCUGAAGGAAGAGGGCAACGGCAGUGAAGACAUGGAGAGUGUAUAGCAGAGGUUUACAGGAGGGUUCACACGUGUCCAUCAGCAGUAGGAGCCCUUUUCCAUCCCUGAAGAACUGUCCUCCAGUAUCUUCAUCCAGUUUAAACCUCACUCCACUGCAACCUCAACAGCCGUCGUCACCAUCAGCCCGCUGGAUGGGACUCCCUGAACCGCAUUCACGAGCCCAGAAGAUCUUUGACGAGGAAAUGCUAAAACAAAAGAAUCACAAACAAGAAAUUAUAUAAAAUGAACUUUGAAAUAGUAGAUUUUACCUGAGCGUGUCAAAGUCAGCAUUCGACGAAAAGCGUAUUUUAUACUAAAAGGUUUUGAAUGGGUUUAUAUUUUUUUUUUUGUGACAAUCAUGCAAAUUCCAAGUGUUUUAUGUCGGCAGAAAGUCUUUCUUGUUUUGGGUUUGUUUGUUUUUGUGUUUUUUGUUUUUGGGUAGUUUAGAUUGUACGUGUUGUACUUUAAGCAUCUCUUUCUGGAAAUUUUACAAUGUUCUCCGUGAAUAAUGUACCCCGGCAGACUUCCAUCUCCUCCAGUGGUACCAGUACAUUUGGACUAUUCGAGCUGUCACAGCCGGUGUUACUAAUGCACAAGGUAUCAUCUGAAACUGGUGGAGGGGAGAGUUUUAAUGUAAUUUCAAUCAUGAUAUUUUCAUCAGCAUCUUGUUUACAUGGCACGCUCAGAAUUGAACAAAGAGGGGACAUGUCAUUUUAAAAAAGCUUUUUGGCUUUCAAUGAGAAUAUUUUCCUCACUUAAAAAAGAAAAGUGAAUGAAGCGGCUGAGGGGAGUGGGAGGGAAAGGACUUGGAACCACUUUCAGUUUAGUUUUUGCCGUUUUUAUUUGUCAUGGUCGUGCUCGGCGCUCAGUGUCGAGAGGCUUUGCUAUUGUCUUUUCCUCCUGUCAGUGUCGCCGCACACAUGCUGCCUCAUAAACUCAUGCACAAAGCUGUUGACAGCAACAAUUCGUACGUUUUUAAUCCAUCACUUAUCUGAGGAAUAAUGAUUUUGAAUUAUUUUUUAUCCCCGUUAAAUGACCUUUUGUAAACUACACCCAGCUGGAAUCAUGAAAUGCCCUCACGGCAUCAGCAGGCUGGCUGCUGAAAUGCAUUUGUUUGUGUUACUUAUUAAAGCUUGUCAGUAUGUCACUAA